Molecule: messenger RNA, 3792 nt
Organism: Bufo bufo (common toad)
Lineage: Eukaryota; Metazoa; Chordata; Amphibia; Anura; Bufonidae
Gene: SPIRE1
Product: spire type actin nucleation factor 1
Exons: 17
Coding region: 153-2474 (773 amino acids)
Biological process (GO): establishment of meiotic spindle localization; intracellular transport; Golgi vesicle transport
Cellular component (GO): cell cortex; cytoplasmic vesicle membrane
Molecular function (GO): actin binding
Source: RefSeq, a predicted model, not a curated record
UGUGUGACGUCACGGAGCAGGGGGUUCCAGGCUCUGCUGGUUAGGCGGCUGGGGAUGUUGAUGCUGCCGCAUUCUCCGCACUGGAGAAGCGGGAGGAUGUCAGUCCGGCGGCCGGGGAUGUUCAGCUCUGCGCAGUGACUAAGGAGCCGGGGAUGGCUGAAUCACCAGCGGCUGCACGGACGCCGAGCCCGGCCAGUGGAAGCAGCGGAGCGGGGACUGGGAGCAUUGCGGCACCAAAGGAGCGGGAGUCGUUGUCUCUGGAGGAGAUCUUGGAUUUAUAUAACCAGCCCAUCAAUGAGGAGCAGGCGUGGGCAGUGUGCUACCAGUGCUGUGCGGCGCUGCCUGCGGGGGGCACCAAGAUAAAGGGGGCCUCGGAGAUCCGCAUCCGAAGGGAUGGAGCUGUCACAGUCACCCACAGCUCCGGGCCAGAUGGUUCAAGUGAUGCAAGAUGUACAGAGACAGAGGUUAUUGUAUCGCUUGGAAUUAUAAUCUACAAAGCACUUGACUAUGGCUUGAAAGACAAUGAGGAGAGGGAGCUUAGUCCUCCUCUGGAACAGCUCAUAGAUAACAUGACUAACGUGGAUGAACCUGAUGGCAGUAACGAUGAAGGAUAUGAUGCUUUGGAUGAAGAAGAAGAUGCCUGUGAAAAGAAGACACCAGCAUUUCGACAUUCCUACAAGAAUGUAAUGAAGGUGUGUGCCUCCCAUCUGCCAGCUCCAUCCGAAGCCCCCAAUCACUACCAGGCAGUAUGCCGGGCACUGUAUGCAGAAACCAUGGAGUUACACAUGUUCCUGUCAAAAAUUAAAAGUGCUAAAGAGAGUUUAAAGAAGAUUCAAGAGAUGGAAAAAGACUCCAGGACGGACCUUGAUGAUUUGCAAAAUUCAGAUUGGGCCAGAUUUUGGGUCCAGGUAAUGCGUGACCUCCGAAAUGGAGUCAAACUGAAGAAAGUACAAGAGCGUCAGUACAACAUGUUGCCUAUUGAGUUCCAGCUGACUCCAUAUGAGAUGCUAAUGGAUGACAUCCGAUUCAAACGUUACACCUUGAGGAAGGUGAUGGUUCAGGGUGACAUCCCUCCACGAUUAAAGAAGAGUGCUCAUGAAAUAAUCCUGGAUUUUAUACGGUCCAGACCUCCGUUAAAUCCUGUAUCUGCACGGAAACUGAAACCUACCCCACCUCGUCCGCAAAGUCUGCAUGAACGGAUACUGGAGGAGAUUAAAUCUGAAAGGAAGCUUCGCCCCGUGUCUCCCGAUGAAAUUAGGCAUAGCCGGCUAAAUGUUUCAACUCCAGAAGUAUUAAGGAGGCAGUCGAACCGCACAGUGUUAAAUGGAGAUGUAGUGGAGCGAUCCAGAGUGGACGGAAGACCCAUGCAAAUUCAGCGGAAGAGGCUGUUAAAAGCCCCGACCCUUGCAGAGUUGGACAGCUCAGAAUCAGAGGAGGAUACGGUGCAGAAGUCCUCAAGCAGCAGUAGUGUGUCCAACUCCCAGCCUGAAGAUGUAUCUCCAGGAACUGCUGCUGGGAGGAAAACACCUCCAAGGUUUUUACCGAUCUCCUCUACACCUCAGCCUGAGAGACGGCAAACUCCACAGAGGCGCCACUCUAUAGAGAAGGAGACACCUACCAAUGUGCGGCAUUUUCUUCCUCCAACCCGACAAAGCUCCAGAUCUUUGGUUCCUAGGAUAACCAGUUUCUUUCCAAGGAUGGCUUUGCGACCAUUUUCCAGCAUACACACAGCUUCUUUGUUGGGGUCUCAUCCUUUUGAAGCAGCCAUUUUUGGGGCGGCAGGGGCUAUGUUUUAUCUGUUUGAGAAAGCUUAUGCCAGCAGGUGGAGAGCACCCCAGGAGGAGUUUUGUUACCCUGUAGAAUGUCUGGCUCUUACUGUAGAGGAGGUGAUGCACAUACGUCAAGUCCUGGUGAAGGCCGAGCUGGAGAAGUAUCAGCAGUAUAAAGAUGUCUACAGUGCGCUGAAGAAAGGAAAACUUUGUUUAUGUUGCCGAACAAAGAGGUUUUCCCUAUUUACGUGGUCGUACACUUGUCAGUUUUGUAAACGACCGGUGUGUUCUCAGUGUUGCAAAAAGAUGAGAUUACCUUCCAAGCCAUACUCUACCCUCCCGAUCUUCUCCUUGGGACCUUCUGCCUUGCAGAGAGGGGACAGCUUCCUGAGGCCUGAAAAGCCUUCCACCAGUCAUCACCGCCCUCUGCGUUCUUUACCCAAGUUGACCUCCAAGUCAAAGUCUGUUGACAAAUCAGAUGAUGAACUUCAGUUUCCAAAAGAGCUUAUGGAGGAUUGGAGCACCAUGGAAGUGUGCGUGGACUGCAAAAAGUUUAUCUCGGAUAUCAUUAGUUCUAGCCGCCGCAGCUUGACACUUGCUAACAAGAGGGCUCGCUUAAAACGGAAGACGCAGUCUCUUUACUUGUCGUCUACUUCCGGGACUUCAGAAUUCCGCCCCACGGAGAGAACAAUAAAUGAGAUUUGACUCUUGUGCCUUUUAAUCAGAUUUUACUUUCAUUUGCUUUUACGUUCAUGAAUGACCAGGUCGUUCUUUUUGGGGUUUUUUGUAAGUGGCUUGAGUAAGCUUGGAUUCUGCAGAAUAGCACACAACCCUUCUGCAUCAACAAACCUGAUGCAGCCUUUUGUUUGCACUGGAUAAAAAGCAACAAUUGCCUUUAUAUUAAUCUGUUUGUUUGUAGUUAAACAUUAUUGCAUGGACUCUGCUGGAGAUCAGAAUGUUCUGCCUGCAAGAGAAGCCCCGCGAGGGUAAAGCUAGAACUGUUACCUCAUAGAAACUAGUACAUAUCCCAAUGUAUUUUUGUUUCUGAUCUCCAUUGCGUCUGCAUUCGUGUUUGUAUCUUUCAAAUCAUGAUCUGAUUUAGCUGUCGCCAAAAUGACAAUGAACGAUGUCUUCACGCGGAAGAACUACUCCAGAAGAGUAGGAUCUGUGCUGAGAUGUUGGAGCUUCAGGUAUUUUCAUGUUGCAGGAGAUAGGGUACUAGUAACUUUAGCAAUUUUCUCUGUUAGUAACUAGCUGGAGAACCACAGCACUUUUAUUUCUUCCUCAGUGCCAAAUGAAGUCUUCCCAGACCAAAUGUCGUUCUGCCCCUUCAUAUGUUAAAGGAGGUAUUUAGAAAAGUGGUAUUUAAAAAAAAAAAAAAAAAAAUUAAAAUUGUAAAAACCAUUUCAACCCAUCCGACACUUCCAGGGGCAGACUGGCCAUAUACCCUACAGGGAAAUUUCCCAGUGGGCCAAUGCCCAGGGGGCUGCACCCUUCUUGUGGUUGCUGGCUAGGUACAUAAUGGUCUGAUGCUCACAGCAUUAAUAAAUGCUAAGAGCAUCAGGUACUUAUGCACCUGGCCAAGAACCUUACUGAGUUCAACUGUAUCACCAUCCUCAGUAUGGUGAUACAGCAUUUUAUACCGCACUGAGGUAUUUGGUUUUUCUGGGGCAGUAUUUUGUUCUACGCUAUUGUUUUGUUGGCCCGCCUUCAUCUGAUGUCCCUGCUUACUUGUGUCUUGUGUAGUCCUGUCAGUUUGGACUCGUCUACAACUUGGGGCCACUUUAAGUCAGCCCCUGGGUGCUUCCCUGGUACCUUUCAGCUUUUACUUCCUGGUGGCUCUCAACAUGUCAGAAAUACCUGCUCUACAACCAUCGACCAGAGUGGUGAGCAGCCUUCGCCAAUAAUUGGAUGAGCAGGUAUUUCCUGUAUCUCCUUAGGCACCAAGACGUGGGGAACCAGAGAGGCGUAUGAAUGGCAGUGUCAGGGGGAUCAGUGACUAUUUAGCUUUUUUUAUAUAUAU